Molecule: messenger RNA, 695 nt
Organism: Dioscorea cayenensis subsp. rotundata (Guinea yam)
Lineage: Eukaryota; Viridiplantae; Streptophyta; Magnoliopsida; Dioscoreales; Dioscoreaceae
Exons: 2
Coding region: 25-456 (143 amino acids)
Molecular function (GO): electron transfer activity
Source: RefSeq, a predicted model, not a curated record
UCUCUUGUCCUCAACUUCUCAUUCAUGGCUUCCAAGAGUGUUUUGCUAUUGCUUGUAGUGUUUUUUGCUUCCUUAUCAUCCUUGUCAUUUUCAGAGAAAAUUAUAGUUGGAGACUCAAAUCAUUGGCGGUUUGGUUUUAAUUACACUGAUUGGGCUAUGAAAAAUGCACCAUUUUAUCAACAUGAUUCUCUUGUGUUCAUGUAUGACCCUCCAAAUAGCACAACACCACCACACAGUGUGUAUCUACUGAAGGACCUAAAUAGCUUUUUGGCUUGCAAUCUCAAAGGAGCUAAGUUGGUGGGCAGUGUGGUUCAAGGUGGUGGACAAGGCUUAGAGUUUGUUCUAAAGAAGAGGAAGCCUCAUUACUUUGCUUGUGGUGAACAUAGUGGAGUUCAUUGCAACCUUGGCCUCAUGAAGUUCUCUGUCUUCCCUAUCAAGGACUCUUGCCAUGGUUAAUUAUUGGAAAAUGAUGAUCAUGAUAUUGAUAAGAAGAAAUUAAAUAAAAUUAAUGACCAUCAAGAAAUCAUCUAGUUAAUUAAUUAAUUAAUUAAGUCUUUGUUAUUCAUGUUUGGUUUGAGCUUAAGUUUUUAACCUUUGUUGUUUUAGUACUUGUCAUUGAAUUAGUAAAUUAUAGAAUCAUUAAUGUUUUUGUUUUUGUGAGAGUUUUUUCUCUUGUAAUGGAGUCAAUGUAAUGC